AUGCCAUUUAUACCUACAUCAGAGGCAUACCUUAGUAAUGUUUCACCAAGACCAUUUUUACCAUCAGGAUUAAGUUCUACUCAACAAAAAAGAUUAUCUUAUGCCUCAGGUAGUAAUAGACUUUUUCGAUUCUCUACUUCUACACCAAUCAAAACUCUUGAAACUGUUCAAGAAGAUGUAACUGCUGAGGAAGAGAGUAAUGAUAAUAAUUGUAAAUUUUCAUUGGAAACAAUUAAUAGUAGGACAUUAACAGUAAAUCAAAGUAAUAGUAAUAUUAGUUUAAGUAAUAGUGGACAUGAACAAGGAAUUAACAAUAAAAUAUCAAGUUUAGAUAAUUAUAAUUAUCUAACUAAAAAUUCAACAAAUGAUGAAUCAUCUAAAUUUUUUUCAUCAUAUAAUGAUGAUAAUGAAGUUUUUAAAAAUUCUCCUACCUCUAGUUAUGAUACUUCAUCUAUAAUUAUGGAUAGAAAUGAUAUUGAAAGAUCAAUGUCAUUAUCAUAUUUAUCAAAUAUUACAAGCCUUAAUAAAACACAUCAGGGAAAACGCCUAUCAUACUCUAAAAUUAAUCCUUUAUUAAAUCAAAAAGCUUCAUCACUACCACAAAAUUCUCCUUAUUCAUCAGGUACAUCUAAUCGUUUACCAUACUCAUCAUUUUCUUCAAAAAUUAUUAAUGAUAGUCAUUUGUUAUCAUAUAAUAAUAAUAUUUUUAAUGAUUCUAUAUCAUCAUUGGAUAAUGGAAAAAAAUCUAGAAAAUAUUCAUUAACUCCUAUUAUGUAUCAUUCUGGAACUUCUAUUAAUACAGGUCAUGGGUCUACAUCCAAUUUAUCACCAGCUGCUACAGUUGUUAGAAGAGCCAGUAUGGCAGUUAGAAAAUUAUCUAUGGCUAUUCCCAGUCUUUCUCCAGAUCCUAUUCCUCAUUUUGCGGUUUUGUCGUUAGGUGCUGAUGUUCUCCCGGAAUAUAAACUUCAACCAACAAGGAUUCAUCAUUGUACAAUAGUUCACUACUCACCUUUCAAAGCAGUAUGGGAUUGGAUAAUUUUAUUAUUAGUUAUAUAUACAGCAAUUUUUACACCAUAUGUUGCAGCCUUCCUUCUUAGAGAAUCACAAAAUAAUGGAACACGAAAAGGAACAUCAUUUACAGAACCUCUAGAAAUUAUAGAUCUUAUCGUAGAUAUAAUGUUUAUCGUAGAUAUUAUAAUUAAUUUUCGCACAACAUAUGUUAAUGAUAAUGACGAGGUAGUGUCACAUCCGGGUAAAAUAGCGAUGCAUUAUUUUAAAGGUUGGUUUAUCAUUGACCUUAUUGCUGCUGUUCCAUUUGAUUUGCUAUUAGCAAAUAAUGAAAAUGAUGAAGUUGGUACAACAACACUUAUUGGUCUUUUAAAAACAGCUAGACUUCUUAGGUUAGUUAGAGUAGCAAGAAAAUUAGAUAGGUAUUCUGAGUAUGGUGCUGCUGUUUUAUUACUUUUAAUGGCAACAUUUGCUUUAAUAGCACAUUGGUUAGCAUGUAUAUGGUAUGCAAUAGGAUCUGCAGAAUUAGCAAAUAAAGAAAAUAUAACAUGGUUACAUCAUUUAAGUAAACAUCUUAAUGAACCAUAUAUUAGUACUAAUGGUACAGUACCUGUUGGUGGACCAAGUUUAAAAAGUAGAUAUGUAACUAGUUUAUAUUUUACACUUAGUACAAUAACAUCAAUAGGUUUUGGUAAUGUAUCAGCAACAACUGAUUCAGAAAAAAUAUUUACAAUUAUAAUGAUGAUACUUGGAAGUUUAAUGUAUGCAAGUGUUUUUGGAAAUGUUUCUGCUAUUAUUCAAAGGUUAUAUUCAGGAACGGCAAGAUAUCAUACAGAAAUGUCACGAUUAAGAGAAUUUAUACGUUUUCAUCAAAUUCCAAAUCCAUUAAGACAAAGAUUAGAAGAAUAUUUUCAACAUGCAUGGAGUUAUACAAAUGGUAUUGAUAUGAAUUUAGUAUUAAAAGGUUUCCCAGAUUGUUUACAAGCUGAUAUAUGUCUUCAUUUAAAUAGAAAUUUAUUAAAUAAUUCACCAGCAUUUGCAGGAUCAUCACCAGGAUGUUUAAGAGCAUUAAGUAUGAGAAUGAGAACAACACAUGCUCCACCUGGUGAUACAUUAGUUCAUAGAGGAGAUAUAUUAACAGGUUUACAUUUUAUAGCAAGAGGUUCAGUAGAGAUAGUUAAAGAUGAUAUGGUAAUGGGUAUACUUGGUAAAGAUGAUGUUUUUGGUGAAAAUCCUCUUUUAUAUGAUGAUGUUGGUAAAGCUAGUUGUAAUGUUCGAGCAUUAACUUAUUGUGAUCUUCAUAAAAUACUUCGUGAUGAUUUACUUGAUGUUCUUGAUAUGUAUCCUGAAUUUGCAGAAAAUUUUUGUAAGAAUCUUAUUAUUACAUAUAAUUUAAGAGAUGAAACUCAAGUAACAAGAAAAAAAUUUGAUAGGCAACGCCUUUUAAGAAUGAGUAGUAAUGGUGUUGUUGGUAAUUCUAUGAUACGGGAAAGUCAAAGUGAAGAUGUAAGAGCAUUAAGAAGUGAAACUAGAAAUAAAUUAUCAUCUGGAGAUGGUAUUAAUAGAGAUGAUACACAAAGAUGUGUAGAUAAAGAUGAAAUUAAUGAUUUAGAAAAAUCAAAAUUAGAACCAAUAGCUAGUGUAAAAAGAAGUUUAAGAGAAAUGAGAAGAAGUUCAGGUGAAUCGUAUAUUCAAGGUCUAUCACCAAAUGUAAAUCAAUCAUUUUCAAAAUCUCCAACACCUUCUAAACAUCCUUCAUUAGGAUCUUCAGGAAGUGGCUUAAGAAGCCAGCAUCAUCGUCCAGCUACAGUAUCUGAAUCUGUUCCAUUGUUAAGAUAUGCAGACGAUGAAUGCAUUAGUGGAAGAAAUUCAGUUUUUGCAGAUGAUUCAACUUUAUUAAUGCCUAAUUCUCCUUCGUAUAUCAUUCCACCUUCCCCAAUAACAAUGAGUGUUGAUAAGAAUGGAAGUGGGAAUGAAAAGUCGUUGUUUUAUACAAAUGUUCUAGAUGCAACAUCAUAUAAAUUAUCAGCACCAAGUGGGAGUUCAUUUGAACCGGGUGAAGUAGAAGAUAAAAAGUUGAUAAACGUAAACAGAAGAUUAGAUCAAAUAGAAAGUAAUAUAAUGAAUAUGCAAGCAAAAAUAACAAAUGAUUUGGAAGAAAUAAUACGUCUAUUAAGAUUAACCGGUGCCUUAAACAGUCCCACUGAAGAACAGGAACCAAGUCCUUCAGAAAAAAAGACGACUAUUAACACAUCACCAACAUACUUGUAA
This is a messenger RNA of Strongyloides ratti, 3279 nucleotides long. Its product is annotated as Potassium voltage-gated channel subfamily H member 6. Lineage: Eukaryota; Metazoa; Nematoda; Chromadorea; Rhabditida; Strongyloididae. The transcript has 7 exons. Gene Ontology annotation, biological process: potassium ion transmembrane transport; membrane repolarization during action potential. Bases 1 to 3279 code for a protein of 1092 amino acids. Gene Ontology annotation, cellular component: membrane. Gene Ontology annotation, molecular function: inward rectifier potassium channel activity. The record is from RefSeq and is a predicted model, not a curated record.